Messenger RNA from Heterocephalus glaber (naked mole-rat), 4068 nucleotides. RefSeq names its product protein phosphatase 1 regulatory subunit 3B (gene Ppp1r3b). The record is from RefSeq and is a predicted model, not a curated record. Gene Ontology annotation, cellular component: protein phosphatase type 1 complex. NCBI's taxonomy places the organism in Eukaryota, Metazoa, Chordata, Mammalia, Rodentia, Bathyergidae. Gene Ontology annotation, biological process: regulation of glycogen biosynthetic process; regulation of glycogen catabolic process. Gene Ontology annotation, molecular function: protein phosphatase 1 binding; protein phosphatase regulator activity; glycogen binding.
UCCCUCCUGAGGCGAUAACUUGGGCUCCUCCUUUUCGCCCCGGGAACCUUCCCCACGUCCCGCCUCCCGGACUCGGGACACACUGAAGCUCACGUAGUCGGGUGGCAGCGGCUCUCCGAUGAGGCAAGCGAGCCGGGGCGGGGGCUUCUCCGCGGCCCGAGAGGGUGCUGGCCUAUUCCUCCCACUCCGCGAUGGCAGUAGACAUUGAGUACAGAUACAACUGCAUGGCCCCCUCCUUGCGCCGAGAGCGGUUCACCUUCAAGGCCUCACCAAAGCCAAGCAAGCCACUGAGGCCUUGCAUUCAGCUGGGCAGCAAGAAUGAAACCAGUGGGAUGGUGGCCCCCGCGGUCCAGGAGAAAAAGGUGAAAAAGCGGGUGUCCUUCGCAGACAACCAAGGGCUGGCCCUGACAAUGGUCAAAGUGUUCUCAGAAUUUGAUGACCCAUUAGAUAUUCCGUUUAACAUCACCGAGCUCCUAGACAACAUUGUGAGUCUGACGACAGCAGAGAGCGAGAGCUUUGUCUUGGACUUUUCACAACCCUCCACAGAUUACUUAGACUUUAGAAAUCGACUUCAGGCCAACCAUGUCUGCCUUGAAAACUGUGUGCUAAAGGACAAAGCCAUCACAGGCACCGUGAAGGUUCAGAACCUCGCAUUUGAGAAGAUCGUGAAAAUCAGAAUGACAUUUGACACUUGGAAGAGCUUCACAGACUUUCCUUGCUGGUACGUGAAGGACACUUAUGCAGGUUCAGACAGGGACACAUUCUCCUUUGACAUUAGCUUACCUGAAAAGAUCCAGUCUUAUGAAAAGAUGGAGUUUGCUGUGUGCUAUGAGUGCAAUGGCCAGACAUACUGGGACAGCAACAAAGGCAAAAACUACCGGAUCAUCCAGGCCGAAUUAAAGUCCACUCAGGUCGAGCCACAAAAUGGACCAGAUUUUGGAAUAUCCUUUGACCAGUUUGGAAGCCCUCGGUGUUCCUAUGGUCUGUUUCCAGAGUGGCCAAGUUACUUAGGAUAUGAAAAGCUAGGACCUUAUUAUUAGUGACUGCAGUUGACAGGUUGUGGCUCUGGUCACUCUGGGUUGGAGAAGCCAAGAGAAGAGCAAAGCUGAACUGCCGUUAGGCACUGUUUGUGAAAAGAAAGGAUCCUGUUCACUUUUUUCUGAAACCAGCAAAUCCAGCCAGGUUUAGCUCACAGAACUGGUUUCUCACUCAGAGGUGACACGCUGGUCCCUUGUGACAUCUGGAGCUGCCACAAGAAUGAACAGGAUGGUGCCAUGAAGGGUGUGGAAAGGAACCAAGCCUGUGGGCAGUGCCGGCAAGCCCAGAGGAGCCUGCAUUCAGAUUCAGAUGCACAAAGUCAAUUACCUGAAUGCCGCUCAGUCCUCUGCAGCCCCCUAGGACCCCUUCAUCCAUCCACCUUUGGUGGUCUCCACUACCCAGGCCUUUCCUGCUACUCAGGCCACCUUUAACUCUGUACUGUGAUGUGACCAUUGCUGUGAUCCCUUUCUGACCCAGCUACAGGGGACAGACACAAUCAGCUCCUUUCUCUGCAAGUUUUGUUUUUGUUUUUAUUUUUGUUUUUUGCCAUUCAUUUUUUUCACAUUCGAUGUUCAGAAGAAGACAAUAAAGGCAAAUAAAUAGCCUGUGACUGAGAGAGGCAUUUCCUCUCCCUCUUCCUGAUCCCACAGGCUGCUGAUGGAAAAUCCUGUAUGGGGUCACAGAUUGCAGGGCCAUGUUGAGGCAGGGCAGUCGGCGUAGAGGACUCUUUUAGCUUUACCUCUUGCCUUUUUGGAAGUGUAUUCUAAGAACUCACCAUCACCAGAAUCACUAGAAGGCUCAAUGACAUAAUUUGUUUUCACCUCCUUGGCUGGUUCACAAGCCUCAUUCUUUAGCAAAGAAUUAUAGAUCAUUCUUCCCAGAAAGUCAUCUUGAUUCUGUGUUUAGGACAUUUGAUUUGCAGAUCCAGCAGAUUCAUGAAGCCCUCAAAACAUGUCUGGUUUUAUUUUGCCUGCAGUAUGCAGGACACUUUACAAGCACCCAGGGACAUUACUUGGGUGUUCUUAUUUAUGGUGUGCUAGUAUGUAAAAGGAUGGGGAGCUGACCCUCAUCACAUUCUCUUGUGUUUAAAUAUUUGCCAACUCUGAAAUAUCAGUGGUUAAUUGUUCUUAACCAUAUUGGACUAAAAUAGAAUACUGUUGUGAGACUCCUGUAUGGAUCCUCCAAACCUGUGAUUUUUCUUGAGCAAGAUUGGUUUUUACUUAGGGGUAUUUGAAAAAUAUUUUUACAUGUGUAUUCAUAGAAAUUUUGAUUUUUUUCUUGUUUGUUUUUGGAGUUUAGUUGAACUAUUUAAGGCUGUAUUUGCCUGAUCUUACUAAAAGUGAGGUUUUCUUAGGCAUGCGCGAGAAGGAAUGCAUCAUUGCCUGAAUUUGGAGGCACAGCUGCUGGACUUGUCAAGCAGAGUCUUGUGCUUGAAUUUUCCAGAUUAAUUCAAGAGAUCUGCUUUCUGUGGCUUUGGACAUCAGUGUCGGACAGAUAUCGAGUGCCUUGGCUCCUGGACUUUGGUAGCUGGGGAUUAUUUUUCUUUUCAUUUUCAUUUUUGAACUUUUAUUUUCAUUUUGAAUAUUUUCAGUUUUAACUGUUUAAAUGCUAAGUGGUAUUUGAUGUAAUUUUCGUUCCUAAAACUGGCUGUUACUAGUCCACAAUCUAGGGCUUUAUUUUCUGUACCUCAAGUGGGUAGCACUUUGGGAUUACAUGAUAAUGUAAUUUAUGGGGAAUUCACAUUUGUAUUUUAUGCUGAAAUUGGGCAAGACUGUUUUAUCCAAGCACCAGGUACACAGAUGAUACUUUAAAUGUUAGAUAACUAUUAAUAACAUAAAUCCAAAUCAAAUGGAGGCAAAAUUGAUCUCAUACAGGUUAUGAGUUUUAUUUGGGUUAAGAAGUGCCCCCCUUCCAGUGAAAGAAAGGAACAAGGUGUGCUGUUAUUUACAAGUUGCCAGAGUAAGGAUGUUUCUGUGUUCCAAAGAAGAGGUCCUCAAGUGACUUGAAAAUAAAGUCUUUUGGUUUUGUGUAAGAAUGAUCCUGAGACAUUCCCCUGUCAAAAUUUGAAAUAUGGUAAUUCAGUGAUAAGUAUCUCUCCUAAAGCAACCAUGAGCCCUCCCCCCUUCCUUCUCCUAACUCACCCCACCCUUUUUGCCGGGGGCACUGGUUGCAAACCCCCAGCUAACACACCUGGGGUAAGCACCCUGCCCCUCAUAUUCAGAAGGCAAGUCCUCACCUGCAUGCAGAGAUCCUGCUUACCCUUGAAAGGACCUACUUGCCUGACUUCAGUGAUGAAGACUGUCCCUUGUUGGCGAUCUAAAGACCUUGCCUUUCUGCUGUUUAUCCCUGCCCCUGACACCCCUUCUCCGUUCAGCCCAGUCUGCCUGUGAUUCUCUCAGAUGACCUCGAGAGACACAUUGAUAGACUCCUCUUCUUUGUUCCUAGUUCACUGUCUGUCUAGGCCUCCACACUUCAGAGGCUGCCAGGCUCCCUAAUUAGAGUCCUGACCGCAGCCUGACCUGUACCUUUGACUUCACAUCACUCCUGGUUAUGACGAUAAUCCCCAGUCUUCACGUCCUUUUCACUUGCCCAAAAGUCCCAACUUCCUGUCACUGUGCAGUAAUGCUGUGGUUUGAGAGUGGGGAAGCAACUCUGCUUUUGUUUCAUAUUUAUUUCCCAAAAUGUCCUGGGGCACUUUUGCAAAUUGGGUGCAAUAAAUAAGCUGAACUAUAUAAAAUAUGUAAUAAAUAAGCUUUCAAUGUUUCUUGAAAGAUGUUUCUUGGAAGUAUGAGGGUAGGCUUUUAAAAAGCUAUUCUUGUUAUAGGAGAUCUAAUGAGAAAUAAUGGCACUAUGUAAUUCUCCAGAAAUUAAGCUGAGUCGAUGAAAUUUAUCUCUAAGAUUUAAUUUUAAUGGUGAUAAAAAUGAUAUUUUUUUAAAGAUGUAAGUUUUGAACUGCUUUGUAGUGUUUGAUCUUUACAUAUCAUUUGCUUUUUAAAAACAAAUAUAACUUGUGGUCAUUUGGAUACGAAU